AUUAGCAUUCAAUACGUAUAGCAGACCUCGAUACAUAUUUUACGCGUACCAAGACGUUGAUGGUCGUUCGUUGUGCUCCCGGAGAAGAAGAAGAAGAAAGGGCAAGUGCGGCUCUCAGCGCCAGAAACACCACUUACCGCCCGCCAAGAUCAUACUCAACUCAAUAUAUCCUCUGAAUCCUGACUCCCCGCCUCUACCACCCGAUUUUCCCGAUCGCGCGGCAUGUACGCUCCAAACCACCAGCAGGCCCACAACGCGCGCCUAAAUGGCGUUCCCAGCAAUCGCGGCAUGGCGCCGCAAAUGAUAUACAACUUUGUCCAACCCCAGGGCGCUCACCAGCCACAUGCCCAUCCGCAGCAGCAUCAUCAUGCCCUACCCCAGGAUCAUGCUGCCCAUACUGCCGCGUCUGGUACCAUCAACCACUCGGCCUUCUCCUCCGGCCUGAUGUCGAGUGUCACGCCUUUCACGCCAAGUAGCCACCAGAACGGUGCUGCCCCGGGCUCUCGCGGUGGCCAAACGCAGUCAUUCAGCGAACACUGGAACGAGCAGCUCAAAUCGUUGAAGGAGUCCGAGCGUGCCCACGCUACCAUGACAGAGCAGCAUCAGCCGCACUACUUUGCCCGGCUUCGGGCCAAUGAGAAUAAGGGCAUCGGUUUGGCCCUCCCAAACGCGGCCUCUGCUGAGACGGCAGUCGACGGAGAACUGGAGGAUAGGGGCCGGCCCGUUAAUGUCGACAAGGCCCUAGAUCGGCAAGACUGGUUCAACAUAGAUUUCAGUGGACAAGGGCUUAAGAACAUCUCAAUAAUGCUGUUCGACAACUACGCGUUCCUCACAGAAAUUUAUCUCGCGUCGAACAACCUCACACACUUGCCACGCGAGAUAGGCCAACUUCGUUCCCUUAAGCAUCUCGACGUAUCGCAUAACCGGUUGACAAGCCUACCUCCGGAACUCGGCAUGUGCACUCCCCUUAAGCAGCUGUUGCUGUAUAACAAUCUCAUACAAACGAUACCCUCAGAACUCGGUGCUCUACAUUUUUUAGAACUUCUCGGUAUCCAGGGAAAUCCUCUAGAACAUGAACAGAAGCAGAGGCUGAUGGAGGAGGGCACCAAGGCCUUAAUUGCCCACCUGAAGGAGCAAGCUCCAGUGCCCAUGCCGCCCAAUCCCCGAGCCUUGAUCCCCAUCCAAGAGGACGUGGGGUCGGAUAAGGAGCAUAUCCGCGUCAUGUCGUGGAACACCCUUUGUGAUAAGUACGCCACGAGCACGCAGUAUGGCUAUACCCCUGCUAGUGCUCUGUCCUGGGAGUACCGAAAGGAGAGCAUAAUGCGAGAGUUCCGGGAGAGGGACGUGGAUAUUCUCUGUCUCCAGGAAACCGCCAUGGACGCAUUCAACGACUUCUUCACGCCCGAGCUCGCCAAGCAUGGUUACGAGGGUGUGUUCUAUCCCAAAACCAGGGUCAAGCAUCUUACCGGGAAGGACCAGCAGUCGGUGGAUGGCUGUUCGAUAUUUUAUAAAAGCGAGAAGUACAUCAUGUUGGACAAGCAACUGGUCGAUUUCCGACAGACUGCCAUCAAUCGGCCGGAUAUGAAAAUGGCUGACGACGUGUUCAACCGGGUCAUGCCCAAAGAUACUAUUGCUGUCUACUGCUUUUUCGAAUCCCGGUUCACAGGAAAUCGUUUCAUCGUCGUGAACGCCCACCUCUGCUGGGAAUCUUUCCUGGCCGAUGUCAAGGCCGUGCAGACGGGUAUCUUGAUGGAGCUAGUGACGAAGCAGUCGGAGAAAUACACGAGGAAACCGCCGCUCCCCAUGAGCGAGAAGAUAUUACCCAGGAGCGAAUCGUCGGAUGGGGAUUCUGGUGUUCCUGCGGCUGAAUACCCCGAGCCGGCCCCCAGCCAGGAGUACCGCAACAAUACCGAUAUCCCCCUGCUAGUCUGCGGUGACUAUAACUCCAUGGCGGAUAGCUCCGUUUACGAGUUGCUAGAGAAAGGUCGAAUCCCCCCUGAUCACCCCGACCUGGUAGGCCACUCGUACGGAAAUUUUACCCGAGACGGCAUUGAACACCCCUUUAGCCUACGCAACGCGUACGCGCAUCUCUUUGGCACAUCAGACGAGCUCACGUUUACCAAUUACACUCCGACAUUUUCUGGUGUAAUCGACUAUAUCUGGUAUACUACUAACACAUUGGACGUGGUCGAGCUGCUGGGUCCUCCGGACUACGAAUACCUGAAGCGUGUACCGGGGUUUCCCAAUUACCACUUUCCUGCGGACCAUAUCCAGAUUAUGGGCGAUUUUGUUUUUAAAUCUCGGAAGGAGAAGAAGGUGGCCGCCGACCAGGACAGGUCAGGCGGUUCCUCGAGGUCGUGAAUACGGCCGGGCCGAUCGAGAGACGUGCUGGGUUGCUGG
Molecule: messenger RNA, 2400 nt
Organism: Durotheca rogersii
Lineage: Eukaryota; Fungi; Ascomycota; Sordariomycetes; Xylariales; Xylariaceae
Product: glucose-repressible alcohol dehydrogenase transcriptional effector
Exons: 2
Coding region: 223-2361 (712 amino acids)
Biological process (GO): nuclear-transcribed mRNA poly(A) tail shortening
Cellular component (GO): nucleus; CCR4-NOT complex; cytoplasm
Molecular function (GO): protein binding; poly(A)-specific ribonuclease activity
Source: RefSeq, a predicted model, not a curated record